GCUAGCAUCGUUCAUCCUGGCCUCGACCAGGUUGGAUGGAUGAGAUGAUGAGAUGAUGCCAGAUCACAGAAAGCAAAGCGACAGCCCAAGCCAUAUAUUUCGAUACCAUCAGGAUUCACUGUUAUCAUUCAAUUUUUUUUCUCCAAGCAUCAAACUCCAAGCCAUAAGUUUCGCCCUGCCCUCCAACUCAUAAAUUUAGCAGUGGCGUCACGCGUCGUGUAAGUGGGCAAGAUGCCAACGCAACUCGACAAGGCAAUGAAGUCAAAGAAUGCGUUUCUAGCCUUCACGGGUUUAGUGACCGGUGUUGCUGUCUGGGCUAUCUAUGGAGGGGCCAUCUUUCCCAACGAGUCGGAUCCAAAAGGCGACCCAGAGACGUGGACAAGAGAGGAGAUGAGAAGGUGGCUCGCAGCGCGAAACCUCCACCCACAGGACUCGGAUACUCGAGAGCAGUUGCUUGAACGGGUUCAGGCGAACAUGAGGAUUGCAAGGAAGUGAUCGGAUGGUCAAAGUCUCUUUCACCCUGUGGGGCUUCUCAGAUCUUAAUGACCCAGCUGUCGAAGACGCGUCACGGUUUGUUACCUCGAUAUGCGAUUGAUCAACACAUAUGUAUGUCUACGAAGGUAGUUGGUUCGUUUCGCGCAGUGGCUAGGUGGUUGCAAGUCGGUUUCG
Molecule: messenger RNA, 669 nt
Organism: Phialemonium atrogriseum
Lineage: Eukaryota; Fungi; Ascomycota; Sordariomycetes; Cephalothecales; Cephalothecaceae
Exons: 4
Coding region: 232-495 (87 amino acids)
Source: RefSeq, a predicted model, not a curated record